Messenger RNA from Daktulosphaira vitifoliae (grape phylloxera), 3448 nucleotides. RefSeq lists its product as uncharacterized. Lineage: Eukaryota; Metazoa; Arthropoda; Insecta; Hemiptera; Phylloxeridae. The record is from RefSeq and is a predicted model, not a curated record. Gene Ontology annotation, biological process: organelle organization. Gene Ontology annotation, cellular component: cytoplasm. The coding region runs from base 142 to 3285 and encodes 1047 amino acids. The transcript has 16 exons.
AUAAGAAUACAGGAUAUGGUAUAUCACAAAUUGAUUUUAAAAAUUCAAUUUAAAAACUGAAAAAGAUCUAAAAUAUCUUCUGUAGCAUGAGAGGAUACAUUUUGAUUUAUACAUUUAUAAUUUAUCAUUUUUAAUCCUAAAAUGGUUCGUGUUAUAACAGCCUACAAUUUUGAAGGCCAAAAAGUAGAUACAUGUACAGAUCCUGUUGCUUUUACUUCAGCUCCUUUUAAUCGAUUAUUAAUAGCUUUACCAUAUAAUGCUAUUGAAGUAAAAGACUUUUCUGACAAUCCCAGCCCAUCUUAUACAAUUCCAACAGUUGACCAAGCUCUUGAAUUAGCUUAUUGUACUGCUGGAAAUUAUAUUAUUACAUUGGAAACAAAACCUAAAAGAACUGGACAAGAUGGUCAAUAUAUAAGAGUUUAUUGUAAUUGGGAACAAUGUUGUUUGGGUACUCCAGCAUUAAGGGCAAGAAUAGCUGGUCGAGUUACUCCUACAGGAACUCAAAUUAAAGACAAUGCAUUGGAUAUGAUUGAACUACCUCUGAUGCAACCUAAAAUAAAUACAUUCAAAUGUUGUCAGGAAACUGGUAACAUAGCUGUUGCCUAUGGUACAACACUUAAUAUUUUUAGAAUGGUAAUAAAGACACAUGAUGUGUCAAGAUUGAAGUUCCUAGAUUUUGAUAUUUGGACCAUGGCAGUAGAUCUAUCAUUUAAUGUCUGUGAUGUUCAAAUAGAACAAGAUAUACUAGCUGUUGUUGGAGAUCGUAGAGUUCAGAUUUUUCGUAUUCAAAAAGCCAGUGUAAAAUUAAAAAAUUGGAAAAGUGCUAGUACUAAUUUUAUUCAUUCUAUUAGUCAAGAAAACGAGCAUUCAAACAAACAGAAUUCUGGUCCUAUAGAUUUAAAUCAUUUGAUAAAAUUUAAAGAUGAUAGUUAUUUGCAACAUUGUUUAAAUCCUAAGUGUUUUCCCAUUAUGACAUUAACUCCUACUUUUGGGGAAAGUGCUCUAGUAAUACAAGAGGAAAAUGCUCCAUUUAACAUUGUAAACUUACCCAUUACUAUUAUUGAAACGGAAGCAAGUGAACCAUGGGCUGAUCCAACUAGUUGGACUAUAGAAGUAAUAUUACAACUAGAAUUAGAUGUAAGCCGAUGUCAUAGUACAGAUGAACAUAUAAAGAAAUUAUUAUUACAAUUAAUCUAUGAACAGCAUGAAAAAAGCGAUACAUCAGAUUGGAGUUAUUCGAGAUUUCGUUCAUCAUCUUACAAUAAAUUAAAAUGUGUGAAUUGUUUAAUAAGUUUGAACGAAGAGGCAUUUGUCUAUCAUUCAAUCGUUGAACACGAUCAAUCUGAAAUAAAGAUAGCUCCAUUAAAGUGCAUUACUGUUUACAAUUUUACAUCACCAGUAAUUAACAUAUGUAUGGACAGUUGUGUGUUACAUGUAUUGACUACAUCUAGCUUGGAGACUUAUACAAUACGCUUAUUUCCAUCCUCUAGUCCUGAUCAGUCAUUCAUUUUAUCUGAACGUGUAACAUUGAUUGGUCAUAAACCAUUUUUGGGAAUUGUUGAUAUGGUGCUAUUAGAAAAUAAUCUAGUAAUUUUUACUUCAGCCAACUUAAAUAACGAAAAAAAAAUGAAUAAUAGUUGGACAAUGUAUACCUUAAUGUUACCAUCUCCUAACAGUAUUUGUAAAUCACUGACUUUUAAAGCUAAAAUUGCAAAAUUCAAAACUCCAAAAAAAUAUAUUCAUUUAAUGAAAGAAGCUUUAAAUUUAACAGACAUUGUACAACAUUAUACUUAUUAUGGCUGUGGAUCAGCACAAAUGGAUAGCAAAAACUUCAAAAAAUUUUGUUGUCUUGUUGCUGACUAUUAUUUUUUGUUUGAAAAAUCUGGAUGGGAUUUUUCCUAUAAAUUAUAUGAAAAUGCAGAAUUACUUCCAAUAGAUGUUUUUGUACGUAUGAAACAAGUUGAAGAUUUGUAUGGACGAAUGAAAAAACCUGUUAACACAAAACCACCUAUCAAGUAUUACAUUAAUCGUUGGACAAGAGAUCAUGGUGAUCUAAUAGAUUUAAAAACUUUAGUAUAUGGUAUUAAAAUGGCAGAGAAAAGUUCUGAUUUAUUGUUUAUUGCUGAUCUAGUCUUAUCAUUAGAAGCUGUUAGAAAAUUACCGCUUGGUCUUGUUAUUAAACAUUUAAAAAGAAAUUUAGAAUUAAGUUAUGAAAGCAGAGGAGCUCUAAAUUUUACACUACUUUAUAUCUAUUCAAUUUCAAGUUUUGACACUAAAAAUAUAAUAGAACCAUACAAUGAAGCUGACGAAAUGUCUAAUAAGUCAUUUGUGCAUUUUUGUGUAACUUAUGCCAAUUUACUUUUUGAACAAGACUUAUCAUUUUCAGACUUUUGUCUUGUGUUAAUGCAAGAAACUCCCAUUUUAAUUGCUGAGGGUCUUUCAGAAAUAGUUUCUUCUAGUCAAUCUAUAAAAUUAAGAAAAGUUAUCCAAGCAUUUCAAAUGUAUAUUGGAUCUCAUAUAUACAACAUGAAUGUAACUGAAGUGUUUAAGAGGUUUCUUGAGUUACACUUUUCAAGUGCAUAUAAUGUAGAAAAAAAACCGGAACUAAACAAAAAAUAUGUUUGUGAUGCUAUAAAGAUUUUAUUUCGGCAAUAUUUAUCAGACCUCACAAAACCAACAGCAGAAAAUGAUAAAAACAUUGAUAAUAAAAAUUGGAAAAAUUUAUUUCAUUCCCAAAUACCUGGUUAUAUUCAAAUGUUGCCUUAUCAUAGUAACAAUAAUGAAAAUUUAACUAAACUUCAAAGUUUAUUUUAUACAAAUUGGUUAUCCAAAGAUUUUGUAGAUGACAUAAAACAAGUUUUUCCAAUGUUAAAUAAACCUCCACUAUGCCUAGAAAUUAUGACUGCACCAAAUGUUAUAAAAACUAUCGAAAUAUUUAUAGAAAAAUGUCCUCAAGCAGUCCUCAAAUAUUCUAUAGAUUGUAUCAAAACUGUUUUUGACUGGAAAUAUGUUAUUGAUUCGUUAGAAAAGAAAUCAAAAUCAGAAAUAGAAAAUCAAACUAUGUAUCAUGACAUUUUACAUGAUGUGUUAGAAUAUUUAUCCCAUAAUAUGUCAGUCGAAGAUUUCUGUAAUAUUUUGCCAAUAAGUACAAAUGAGAAUGCUAUAAGUGAUGAUGAAUAUAAACUAUAUGUGAUAAGAUGUCAAAAAAUAAACCAAGCAAAUCAAAUAAAAUCAAUGGUUAUGGCUACAGGACAGCAGCUUUUAGGAUCACUUCAUUUAAAAUAAUUUUAAAUACAAUAAUAUUGUAUUGUUUAACAACAGUACAAAAUUAUAGUAUUUAACAUUUAUACAACUAUAAAUAUUUAUUUUUACAUCAUUUUAAUAUUCUUUUUUAAUUGUAUCAAAAAUAAUAUACCAAUAAAAAAAAAUGAGUUUACUGUUGAGCUUA